Pollicipes pollicipes is the source of this 2721-nucleotide messenger RNA. RefSeq lists its product as uncharacterized. The record is from RefSeq and is a predicted model, not a curated record. Lineage: Eukaryota; Metazoa; Arthropoda; Thecostraca; Pollicipedomorpha; Pollicipedidae. The coding region runs from base 373 to 2043 and encodes 556 amino acids. The transcript has 7 exons. Gene Ontology annotation, cellular component: membrane.
CGGCCGGGAGGCGGACGAUGGGAGACAGCCGCCCGGCCAGGCCUCGCUCCGACAGGCGAGCGGCGCGCUGGACACACGAGCUGUGAGCGGCGCAGUGACGUGCCAGGUGGCACGUGUGAGUGAGCAGUGCGCCCCACGCCGCCUGCCAGUCCACGGGGAAAGACAGCGCGACGUGCUCGCCCAGCUUCCCGGCCUGGGUGCACCGCUCGUGGGAAAGAACACCGCGGAGCGUGAGCACCAGUGACGGCUGCUGGACAGGUGUCGAGUUCGCCAGUGACCUGCCCACCGACGCUGGCCGCUCCCGGGGGCCGGCGCUGACCAGAGGGGGCAGCUCGCCACGCGGCCGCCACCCCGGCCCCGGGACAGUUCAGCAUGGCCAUCUGCAGGACAGCGCUGCUGCCGCUACGGGUGAUGCUCUUCUCAUUCUACGGAGGCAUCAGCUGCGUGCUGCCGUUCGUCACGCUCCACAUGUCGACGCUGGGCCUGACGGCCGACGAGCUGAGCUGGCUGCAGUUCGUGCUGCCGUUCGUCGGCUGCGCUGGCCCAUUGCUGGGCGGCGCGCUGGCCGACCGCUGGGGCAACUACCGGCCACUGCUGGUGGCGUCGCUGCUGGUCUGCGCCGCCGCCUACCCCUGCCUGAUGCUGGUGCCGGCCGUGCGGGAGCCGGCGUCGCGACCCAGCCCGACGCUCUCCUUCCACUGCAACGACGAGGGCAGCGCGGUGGCUAGCGAGUGGUGCGGCGCCGCCUGCCAGCCGGGCGACGAUGUGCUCCGCGUCUACUACCUGGAGCGGUGCUCGUUCGAGUGCGAUCCGGGGGUGACGCUGCCGUCCGGUCUGCCACACCUCUGCCUCGAGGCCGACAACAGCACCUUCUGCGAGGUAGUGGCCGACGUCGGCGACGGCCUGGUGGUGAACGCGUCGCUGCCGCGCGUCCUGCCGCGGCCCGAGCUGCGCCAGUGCUGGUAUCCGCUGGUGGACCUGAUGUCGCGCGGCGAGCGGUACCGUGGCCUCGCCUGCCGCAGCCCGCCCGGCUGCGGCGUGCGCUGCCAGCCGCGACAGCUCACCGCCCAGGACCUGCUCUUCACCGGAGAGCGGUGCGCGGAGGACCUCGGCGACCGACGGCUCACCUUCUGGCUGUACUUCGGCCUGCGCGCGCUGACCGAGCUGUGCCUGCCGCUGGCGCUGGUGUUGAUCAACGCCACCGUGCUGCUGCUGCGCCGACGACACGACUCCGACUUCGGCUGGGAGUUCGUCUGGGGGCUGCUCGGUCUCAUGACGUUUCGCGCCAUUCUGCGGCUAUCUGAUCGACUGUUGCCAGUGCAGCCGCCGCCGACGCCGGGCGGCCGCUCCUACUCACGCCUGCUCGCCAAGAGUCUCGGCAACUUGGAGUUCUUCAGCGUGCUGUGCGUGCUGCUGCUGCUCGGCUCGCUCUGGGGCUUUCUCGAGGCGUUCCUGUACGCCCACCUACAGAGCCUGGGCGGCACCCAACUGCAGAACGGCCUGAGCCUGGUGGCCGGCGCCCUGCUGCUGGUGCCCUUCCUGCUGAAGGCCGAGCCGCUCAUAAACUACUGCGGACACCACCACAUUUUCAUCAUCGCCUUCAUCCUCUACAUCGUCCGCUACGUCAGCUACGCCUACAUCAUCGCGCCGUGGCUGGCGCUGGUGGCGGAGUCGCUGGAGAUGUUCACACUGCACCUGGCCUGGAUGGCGGCCGUCCUCUUCACCUCCGGCCAGAGCUCGCCCGCCAUCGAGGCCACCACACAAGCCGUCAUCACCGUCUGCCACUACGGCAUAGGUCGCGGUUUGGGGGCCGGCGUGGUGCGGUACCUGCUGCCGCUGACCUCCGGGUUCCUGCUGCUCUGCGCCGGCUCAGUGCUGGCGGCCGCCUCCUCUGUGCUCUACAUGCUCAUCUACUACUGCUGCCGAACGCUGCCGCCCCGCCGGCACAGCUAUGGAAGACACAAGCGGGAGAUGUACAGCAGUAGCGGCGCCAUGCUGAACGGAACGUACGCGCCACUGAAGCAGCGCCACAAUGGCGUCUGAGACGGCGCCCGAGCUCUCCAGCCGACCGGCAGAGCUCCCCAGCCGACCGGCAGAACUCCCCAGCUGACCGACAGAACUCCCCAGCCGACCGGCAGAGCUCCGCAGUUGACCGGUAGAGCUCCCCAGCCGACCGGCAGAAUUCCCCAGCCGACCGGUAGAACUCCCCAGCCGACCGGCAGGACCCUGCAGCAUAUGGGUGAAGCUCCCGCCGACCGGCAGAACUCCCCAGCCGACCGGCAGAACUCCCCAGCCGACCGGCAGAGCUCUGCAGCUAACCGGCAGAACUCCCCAGCCGACCGGCAGCGUUCCCCGCCGACGACAGAGCUCCGCAGACGCCGCUGUCCACGCAGUGAGUCAUCAGGCAGCUUGUCGCCAGCUCUGUUGCGGAAACGGCUCACACCAAGGCCACAGACCGCCGAUACCUGAAUGACUUUGGAGAAGGCAGGGUCCGUACACCGCACUGCCCAUGCCGACGACAGCUAGAGUCAGAGCCGCCAUACCACAACGUCGCACUGACCACAGCUGGAGUCGGAGUCGGAGUCGGAGUCGGCAAGCACGGUCCGACGCCGGUGCGUGCCCUGGAGGUGGCCGCUGCCCUCUGUCGCCCGGAGGCCUCCUUUGAGACAGCGCCGCCAGUGUCACCAUCUCUUGUCGGCGCCGUCCCGUGGUGACAACGCG